AUGAAGAACUUGAAUCCUAUAUACGAUGCUCUCAAUUUACAAAAAUGGCCAAGAUCUCAUUCAAAUGAAACCUCAAAUACUGUUCUCAAUCAAAAUGUUCGUCGUCAAUUGCAUACAGAAGCUUUAACGGAAGAGAAUUUUCAUCAAGUUCAUCUAUCUCAUCGAAGAAUAGAAGACUUUCCAACAAUUAGUCAUAAGUCGUUAAUGCGAUCAAGCAUCUAUCCUAUCUCUGAUAGUAUCAUCGCCUAUACUGAUAAGAAUGCAGAUUAUCUGAUUUUGGCUUUGUUUUUUUUUGUGUUAGAUCUCACUAUUCACGAUAUCGAUCGAUUAAAAUCGAUGAAUGUGCAUACAAUUCAAGAUCUACUCGGCCGUUGUCUUAUACAUGAUACAUUAGAUGAAUUUCACAUGUUUCUUCUGAAUGGUUUUCGUUUGAGCGAAAAGACUGCGUCUGGUAUAACUAAUUUAUUCAGCCAAUGGAUAGACUAUAAUUUAAAUGGUAUUCAAUCAAAUCAUUGA
Adineta ricciae is the source of this 516-nucleotide messenger RNA. Lineage: Eukaryota; Metazoa; Rotifera; Eurotatoria; Adinetida; Adinetidae. The record is from the annotation of a GenBank genome assembly.